AGGUCUUCUUGAGCUCCGUGUUCGCCAUCUCGUGGUUCAUACAUUGUGUGUACGCGGGUGCCGUCUGGAUUGAAAUUACGCUUGUGGUGCCGCCUGGCAACCCUGUGGCCGCCAGUAGCUUGGUUACUAUUUCGCGAAUCCGCCGCUAUUGUAGACGUCGUGGCAGCCGUCUCUGGUCAGCCGCUCGAGCACUCACGGAUUCGAGCGUUUUUUUUUCAAAUCGUCGUCUGAGUUCUCAUCAGAUUUUUUCUUGUCAUCACACAAACCCGUCCCUCAAUGGCGGACAAGAAGCCCAAGGGAAUCAAGGUAUUGGCUAAAAAAAAAGAAAGCCAUGUGAAAAGGACUCCAGACGAUCUGUCCACCGCUAUUCUGAAGACCAAGGACAAGCCUAAUCGUUUGCUUGUGGACGAAGGCGUCGGAGAUGACAACUCCGUUGUGCAUCUUUCGCAGUCCAAAAUGGACGAACUCAACCUCUUCAGAGGUGACACUGUUCUCCUCAAGGGACGGAAACGACGUGAAACAGUCGCAAUUGUCAUUUCGGAUGAUAGCUGCCCGAACGAAAAGAUUCAUAUGAAUCGAUGUGUUCGCAAUAAUCUGCGCGUUCGUCUCGGCGACGUGAUAACGGUUCACUCCUGUCCGGACAUCAAGUAUGGUAAACGUAUACACGUACUGCCAAUCGACGAUACCGUGGAAGGUCUUACUGGCAGUCUAUUCGAUGUCUACCUUAAGCCCUAUUUUCUCGAAGCGUAUCGCCCUAUCCACAAAGGAGACUUGUUUCUUGUCCGUGGCGGUAUGCGUGCUGUCGAAUUCAAAGUCGUUGAGACAGAUCCAGCUGGCUAUUGUAUUGUCGCGCCGGAUACAGUCAUACAUUGUGAAGGUGAUCCGAUCAAGCGUGAGGAAGAGGAGGAAAGUCUAAAUGAAAUCGGCUACGACGAUAUAGGUGGAUGCCGCAAACAGCUUGCGUUAAUUAAAGAAAUGGUCGAACUGCCUCUGCGUCAUCCUUCGCUGUUCAAGGCGAUCGGUGUCAAACCUCCACGAGGCAUCCUGUUGUACGGACCGCCAGGAACUGGUAAAACGCUGAUUGCGCGUGCAGUAGCUAACGAAACUGGCGCGUUUUUCUUUUUGAUUAAUGGACCAGAGAUUAUGUCGAAAUUGGCAGGGGAGUCUGAAUCUAAUCUCCGCAAGGCGUUUGAGGAAGCAGAAAAGAACGCUCCGGCUAUCAUUUUCAUCGACGAAAUUGACGCCAUCGCUCCUAAACGAGAGAAGACGCACGGUGAGGUCGAGCGCCGAAUCGUGUCGCAACUCCUCACGCUGAUGGACGGCUUGAAACAACGAGCUCAUGUGAUCGUCAUGGCGGCUACUAACAGACCAAACUCAAUCGAUCCGGCACUUCGUCGUUUUGGCCGUUUUGAUCGAGAGGUCGAUAUUGGUAUUCCGGAUGCCACCGGACGUCUUGAAGUGCUUCGUAUUCACACAAAGAACAUGCGGCUGGCCGACGAUGUCGACCUUGAGAAGAUCGCGGCGGAGACGCAUGGUUUUGUAGGCGCGGAUUUGGCUGCGUUAUGCUCUGAGGCGGCGUUGCAACAGAUUCGGGAGAAGAUGGAUCUUAUCGAUCUCGAAGAUGAUCAAAUUGAUGCGGAGGUACUGAACUCCCUGGCCGUGUCCAUGGACAACUUCCGCUGGGCCAUGGGCAAAUCGUCGCCAUCGGCUCUACGCGAGACCGUUGUGGAGGUGCCGAACGUCACCUGGGCCGAUAUUGGUGGUCUGGAGGGUGUUAAACAAGAAUUGCAAGAGAUGAUUCAGUACCCGGUAGAGCAUCCCGACAAGUUUCUCAAGUUCGGUAUGUCCCCAUCAAAGGGUGUACUGUUUUAUGGCCCGCCAGGUUGCGGUAAGACAUUGCUGGCAAAGGCGAUUGCCAACGAAUGCCAAGCCAACUUCAUAUCGAUCAAGGGACCCGAACUCCUGUCCAUGUGGUUUGGUGAGUCAGAAUCAAAUGUUAGAGAUAUCUUCGACAAGGCUCGUGCAGCUGCUCCUUGUGUGUUAUUCUUCGAUGAAUUGGAUUCAAUCGCAAAAUCGCGUGGAGCUUCUGUAGGUGAUGCCGGUGGUGCAGCCGACCGAGUCAUUAACCAAAUCCUUACAGAAAUGGAUGGUAUGGGCACCAAAAAAAAUGUGUUUAUCAUUGGCGCUACUAACCGGCCCGAUAUUAUUGAUCCCGCUAUCCUCCGUCCGGGCCGUCUCGAUCAGCUAAUCUAUAUUCCGCUACCUGACGAGAAGUCCCGUAUGCAAGUGUUCAAGGCGUCUUUGCGUAAGUCACCGGUCGCCAAAGACGUCGACCUCAACUUUUUGUCAAAAAUCACAGCUGGUUUCUCUGGAGCCGACAUUACCGAAAUUUGCCAACGGGCAGCAAAGAUGGCUAUCCGCGAAUGCAUCGAAAAGGAAAUCCGACGUGAAAAAGAGCGUGCAGCUGCUGGCAGUGCCAAUGCCAUGGAAAUGGACGACGACCCUGUGCCGGAAAUACGAAAAGACCACUUUGAGGAAUCGAUGAAGUUCGCCCGGAAGUCAGUCAAUGAGAAUGAUGUGCGCAAAUACGAGAUGUUCGCGCAAACGCUCCAGCAAUCGCGCGGUUUUGGAAACAACUUCCGUUUCCCUCCGAGCACCACGCCAGGAGCGGCAGCAGGCGGUGGUCAACCUAAUCAGGAAGAAGACGAUGACCUGUACAAUUAAGAAAGCACAGUCCAUGAAACAUGGGAGUUUUUUGGGAGUUAUAAUAUAAGGCGUAGAAGUAUCGUACGGAAGGAAGUCGACGACGAUGAUGAAGUAGCACGAUACAGCGAAAAGCAGACGAUAAAUAUUAUAUAAAAAGCAAAGAAAUGAUAAUAAAAAUAAAUGCGCUGACAGGUAACGCGCUCAUGGCGUUCGGACAGCCACGGAUAAGAUAGGUAGAGAGAAAUGUGUUUCGCUUCUACCAUUUUACGAAUGGUGUGUUGAUGGUAGAGGAUGACGAAGAUACAAGUAACGUACUGAUUAAAUACGAAGAAACGUAAUAAUAAUAAAAAUAAUAGUAAUAAAUUAAUAAAAUGAAUAAACGAUGAAAAGGUUACGAAAAUUAUGGAAACUCACAAAUAGUAAUAUAGUGUGCGCUGUUAUUUUCAGUAGUCAUGUUCAAAAACGGCCCCGUGCAAGGGACAGAUAAUGACCUAUAAUAAAUAUGAAAAAUCUCGCCAGGCACUAAAAAUUAGCGUAACACUCAGAGAGCUAUAAGGUACGACGAAAAAUAAGCGUUCAUUCGUUUGAUUAUACAUCGGUAUUGCUGAGGUUCCAAGGAGCAAACUAAAGUCUUUUAAAAAACUAAAAUCUUUUAUCCACACAAAUUGUGAAGUUAGUUUUUUUUC
Varroa destructor (honeybee mite) is the source of this 3392-nucleotide messenger RNA. It is a transcript of the gene TER94, whose product is annotated as Transitional endoplasmic reticulum ATPase TER94. Gene Ontology annotation, molecular function: polyubiquitin modification-dependent protein binding; ATP hydrolysis activity; ATP binding. Gene Ontology annotation, biological process: retrograde protein transport, ER to cytosol; mitotic spindle disassembly; autophagosome maturation. The record is from RefSeq and is a predicted model, not a curated record. NCBI's taxonomy places the organism in Eukaryota, Metazoa, Arthropoda, Arachnida, Mesostigmata, Varroidae. Gene Ontology annotation, cellular component: cytosol; nucleus; VCP-NPL4-UFD1 AAA ATPase complex.